CUAAAGCAGCCAAUCAAAAGCCAAUGCCUAGGCGACAACCACAAUUUUGAGAAAUGGCUGACGAUAAAGAAGUUGAGAAAACUAUUGCUGAAGACUUGGUUGUUACCAAGUAUAAACUAGCUGGACAAAUUGUUAAUCGUGUCCUGGAACAGGUCAUUGCGAAAUGUGUGCCUGAUGCAUCCGCCAGAGAAAUUUGUGAAUUUGGCGACAAGCUAAUUCUAGACGAGACUUCUAAGGUUUUCAAAAAAGAGAAGGAUUCUAAGAAGGGAAUAGCGUUCUCAACAUGCGUGUCGGUGAACAAUUGUAUAUGUCACUUCUCGCCGAUACCUAGCGAAAACGAUUACAUACUCAAAGAGGGCGAUCUGGCAAAGAUAGACCUAGGUGCACACAUUGAUGGGUUCAUUGCAGUGGUUGCUCACACUGUAAUUGUUGGUGGUGUAGAAGUAUCAGGAAGAGCAGCAGAUGUUGUUCUUGCUGCCCAUUAUGCUAGCGAAGCCGCCUUGAGGUUGUUGCGGCCUGAUAAUGAGAACUACGUAAUAACAGAUGCCGUGCAGAAGAUAACUGCAGAGUAUGGCUGCAAACCUGUAGAAGGCAUGCUUUCACACCAGCUGAAGCAGUUCCGUAUUGAUGGGGAGAAGAGCAUCAUUCAGAACCCUUCUGAAGCACAGCGCAAAGAACAUGAGAAGGCAACUUUGGAAACUUAUGAAGUUUAUGCAAUGGAUGUUUUAGUGUCUACUGGUGAAGGCAUUGGCCGAGAGAUGGAUACAAGGUGUACAAUAUACAAGAAAACUGAUGAGGUGUAUCAAUUGAAACUGAAAGCUUCAAGAAUGUUCUAUAGUGAGGUCCGCAAUAAACAUGGCUCAAUGCCAUUCAACCUCCGAAGCUUUGACAAAGAGACCAGUGCGAGAUUAGGUGUUGUUGAAUGUGUUAACCACAAACUUAUUGAGCCUUUCCAGGUUCUGUACGAACGCCCUGGUGAGCUUGUGGCGCAGUUUAAGUUUACGGCUCUGUUGCUACCGAGUGGUACACAUCGUAUAACUGGCUUGCCAUUCGAUAAAAGUACAUGCAAGAGUGAACGCAGUAUCAAGGACCCUGAACUCAAUGCGCUCCUCAACUCAUCCGCAAAAUCCAACAAGAAGAAGAAAAAGAAAACUGGCGCUGAAGAGCCCAUGGAAGUUGAAACUGUUGCCUAGCAACGGGACAACUUGCCGAGGAUAUUAACGAAAUGAAAUCUACAGCUUCCUCCAACAUACCCUUUUAAGGAUACCUUUAUUACAAGCUGAUACAAAACAAAUAGAUAUUGAAUUUUACAUUUUAAAUCUGAUACAUUUUGGCUUGUUUACAAAAUCGAAAAUUACAGUAGUCCACAUUUUUAUCUUUAAAACUGGGUAUAAGCUACCUGGUAUAUGUGGGAAUUCUGCAAUAGUAUGUAAUUCUAAAUAAAACACAAGUGUGCUAUUGUACUUUAAUAUGAAUGACUAACAUAAUGUUUUGCUUUUAAUCCUUAAUUCCUCAUUGAAUCCUACUUAUUUGAAAUAAUACUUGUACAUAAAAUGACUUCACACUCUUAUGAAGUGUAAUUUGAACAGAAAGUAAUAUAUCAAGACCAUUCCUUUAAAUGUUUGUUUUAGUCCUUGUAAAGUGCACAAAAUUUCUUUAUAAAAUUUGAUAUUACAUUGACUUCGUAUUGAUUUGUGUGUAGAAUUGGCGCAACUGUUUCAUAAUAUUGUUAAAGGUUUUCAUAACAUUUUAAUGAAAUUAUAGUGUUACAAACUAUUUCUCCAACUCAAAUUUUACAUAGUAAUUCUUUAAAUUCAUAUGUAUACAACAGAUACCAUUAAUAAGUGUUAACACCAAGCUUUCUUCCGUUUUAAAUAGUCUUGUAUAAAUUUAAAUAGAUAAUUAGUGAAAUGAUGGUUUUAUAUUAAAUUUGAGAUGGACAUUCAUGUUUUGUGAGGUCUGUGUUGUGUCAACUGCAAUAUUUGUUGAAGCUUGGAAAUGUUUACAAUGUUUAUGGAGCAGAUCCUAUUAUUAGGUAAAGUUGUAAAGUAUGUGACACUGCAAGAAAGGAAUAAAUCAAACUGUGCCACAGUUGUGGGCUGUUUUUGUAAA
This is a messenger RNA of Spodoptera litura, 2112 nucleotides long. Its product is annotated as proliferation-associated protein 2G4. Lineage: Eukaryota; Metazoa; Arthropoda; Insecta; Lepidoptera; Noctuidae. The record is from RefSeq and is a predicted model, not a curated record.